Sparassis crispa is the source of this 528-nucleotide messenger RNA. RefSeq lists its product as hypothetical. The record is from RefSeq and is a predicted model, not a curated record. The transcript has 2 exons. NCBI's taxonomy places the organism in Eukaryota, Fungi, Basidiomycota, Agaricomycetes, Polyporales, Sparassidaceae. The coding region runs from base 1 to 528 and encodes 175 amino acids.
AUGCUCAUCGCUCUUCAAUUUCUGAAUCUCAGGGCCUUCCCAUGUCCUGACAUCUCAUCCUCUGCUCCUUCCGCAUAUGCGUCUUUGACUGCAAACGCACUCCGCAGCUCUCUGCCAGAGCCUACCGAUACGGUGAUCACACAACGCAUUCGUCCUUCGCUCUCCAUCGGGCACCGUCCGCCGCUUGUCUCUUAUAAUGCAAGACUCGGUGCUUCGCAGUCGCCCAACACUCGUUCUCUCCUUGGAGCAUCUCCACGACCAUCGUUGCAGAGAUUGCUGGCGCCGCCGCCUAGAGAGUUGACAUCGAUAAUAGGGGACGCAAUCGAGUCGAUUGCAACAGGUCUCGAUUCUUUAAAUCUGACCUUGACGCGCUCACAGAUACGGAACAGCUCAAGCUUCACCGAUUCAAUGGCUUUCAACUGGUACCAACGCUCGCUCGUGCUCGGAGACACUGGGGCUCGUCUCGCCAGCAUCCGCAUUCGCAAGCUCUGGAUUCAUGGGCGCGCGUUCAAGCCUGAGUCCCAGUGA